CUUCCACUCUAACACAGACUAGUACAGAGACAAGAGUCAUUCCCAGACGUUAGCACAACAGCAGAUGCAGCCAAGAUGUAUCUCAGAUGGGGUGUUAGGACGUUAUGGGGAGCUCACGAAGUCUCCUCUUUGUUUAUUCUUAAUACCCGGCUUCUGUGUUCCUCGGGAAUGCCACUGGGCUUAUGCACCUGGUCUCCGGGAGCUGCGGUGGAUGGGCAUGUGUGACAGCACUAUGGGACUGAAUAACAUUCUCUUUGUGAUGACCCUCCUGCUCUAUGGUGCUGCUUCCAUGAAGAGUCAAGCAUAUUUCAACAAGACUGGAGAACUGCCAUGCCAUUUUACAAAUUCUCAGAACAUAAGCCUGGAUGAGUUGGUAGUGUUUUGGCAGGACCAGGAUAAGCUGGUUCUGUACGAGCUAUACAGAGGCAAAGAGAACCCUCAAAAUGUUCAUCGCAAGUAUAAGGGCCGCACAAGCUUUGACAAAGACAAUUGGACCCUGAGACUCCAUAACAUUCAGAUCAAGGACAAGGGCUUGUAUCAAUGUUUCGUUCAUCAUAAAGGGCCCAAAGGACUCGUUCCCAUGCACCAGAUGAAUUCUGACCUAUCAGUGCUUGCUAACUUCAGUCAACCUGAAAUAAUGGUAACUUCUAACAGAACAGAAAAUUCUGGCAUCAUAAAUUUGACCUGCUCAUCCAUACAAGGUUACCCAGAACCCAAGGAAAUGUAUUUUUUGGUAAAAACCGAGAAUUCAAGUACUAAGUAUGAUACUGUCAUGAAGAAAUCUCAAAAUAAUGUCACAGAACUGUACAACGUUUCUAUCAGCUUGUCCUUCUCAGUCCCUGAAGCAAGAAAUGUGAGCAUCUUCUGUGUCCUGCAACUUGAGUCAAUGAAGCUUUCCUCCCUACCUUACAAUAUAGAUGCACAUACGAAACCCACCCCUGAUGGAGACCACAUCCUCUGGAUUGCGGCUCUGCUUGUAAUGUUGGUCAUUUUGUGUGGGAUGGUGUUCUUUCUAACACUAAGGAAAAGGAAGAAGAAGCAGCCUGGCCCCUCUCAUGAAUGUGAAACCAACAAAGUGGAGAGAAAAGAAAGUGAGCAGACCAAGGAAAGAGUACGGUACCAUGAAACGAAAAGAUCUGAUGAAGCCCAGUGUGUUAACAUUUCGAAGACAGCUUCAGGCGAAAACAGUACUACACAGUUUUAAUUAAAGAGUAAAGUCCAUCCAUUGUUUAUAUGCCUUCCCUUUCAAAUUUUGGCUUACCUUUUUCUUGUCCAUUAACAUUAUUAUUGCCACUAAUAAUAACAGGCUCUCCAGGGCUCCCUCUAAAUGAGAGAGCCUCCCUAUAAUGCCAGUUCUGCUCCCUACACUAGGAGCAGAUUUUAACUGCUUCUUUUCAUCUCAGAGCACACUUGUGGGCCAUGCUCACCUGACUGGCUCCUGGCUCAGGAAUAAUGUUUAAGACUAACACCUCCUGUUUCAGAUUCAGCCUUCUUUUCUUAAUUUUAUACAUUGUGUUUUAUGUAGAACUCCCAAUUACUGGACUAAUGGCUUUUAUCUAUGCUUAAUUCUAAGAUAGUGCCUCAUUCCAUCUUGUAUAUUUGUGACUACCUCUGCAGUCUGGGUGGGAGUUUUGUAUGUUAUGGCUUUAUAGUGUUGCUUUAAUAUUUUGAGACAUAAAGAGAUGUGUACUAUAAUAAUGUAAUUACUAUGCCCCGAGAAAAGUCUACCCACUGCUGAGGAGCUCUUGCUCCUCUGUGAGGGUCAGUAGGAAAAUGGUGGCUUGGUGUGCUGACAACAAUGAGCAGACCAACUCAAAAUUUGGAAGAUUAGGAACGAUGGAGAUAGAACCAGCUCUGAGUCCUGGAGCCACUUCUAUCUGGGCUGCUGCUAAUCUGAGGAGGAUCCACCUGCCUAACAAGCUAUGGAUAAGCCUUAGCAGGGAGCUCUUUGUAAAGCAGGAAAGCACUAUGCACUGUGAACCCUACUUCUCUUCUUGAAAAAAAUGGCUGAGAUGAUGGCCCAGGGCAACUGUUCAAGAGCCAACUGAGAGAUCACAAUACUUAAAAGAGAAAAAAGAAAAAAAAAAAAAAAAAAGGAAAGCUCUUGACAGACCAAGAUGUGCAUGGAUAUCCUAUCUGUCCAGUCCUCCAGCAAGCCCUGGGACAAGAAACAGGUGAACCGUCUGUCCAAAAAGAUGUAAGACAGACAGCAUCUUCCCUGGUAGUUGGUGAGAAGUUUGGAUAAUACUUAAGUUAUUGUGAUGUUUCAUCUGGCUGGAGGCAGAGUUGGGGCGGGGAGAGCUAUCACCUUGAUAAUGGGAUAAAUGGAAGGAGGCUUAGGACUCUUUCAAUUUAGGACUGAAAGAGAAAGAGCUAGAGUGGAAUUAGGAAGACCCACAUGCAAAUCAUCCAGUGGCCAAUGUAGCUGGUGAGGGUGCUAGGAAGGGAUCCGCUGGCUCAGAGCAGGGCUCACAGAUUUGUGUCUGAGGACUAUCUAUAUGGUCAUUCUCAACCAUAGGAAAACUGGGUGCACCAGAGGACCAUGCUAGCCCAGGAGAAAUGAGUUAAGUGACCCUGGCUCUAAGACAUCAUCACUAAUGAAUGGAGCAGCCUCAGUCCAAACCAAGAGAGAGAACUUUGGGAGGCCUGAUCCACAGAAAUAUUUCUUCCUAUUCUACACAAAGAAACCUAGAAGAUUGUAGACAGCUGUGCUAACCGUGCUUGCCUUGUAAGAUUUCCAUUUAUGUGUUCUUCCCUGCCUCUGCCGUCAUUGGGCUCUAAGCGUCUUGUUGGUUCCUAACAUGGUUUAUACAGUGAGCUCUUAAUAAAUUUUUCUUAAAUUGAUUUAAAGGUCUCCAUUUUCUGCUUCUACUUCAACAGUACUGCUCAACCCAUGUUACUUCCUCUGUCUUCCUGAUAUACUUCCUCCCUCUUCAUGUCUCCGUGGAAGCUUCAUUCUCCAGUCACCCUUGCUAGAAGCCUCUGACUUACCCCAAACCCCUGCGCUUCUCUUUUCCCUUAACCAUUAUAUAAGAGAGGAGGGUCUCAUAUGAUUUUAAAUGUUUAUCUCAGUUACGAGACAUAAAAAAGUCAAGCCAAGGAAGUUCUUUCUGAGGACAACUGGGAAAUUUGGAGUUACAAAAGGAAUAUUUGCUUUUCAGUUUGUGACUUUUUAAAUUAUGUGCUCAUGUACACAUUUAACAAAAGCCCAAUGUUAAAUAUUCCUUAAAAUACCUUGAUUACAAAAUAAAUGCAUAUAACUGUAUUGUA
Molecule: messenger RNA, 3270 nt
Organism: Nyctereutes procyonoides (raccoon dog)
Lineage: Eukaryota; Metazoa; Chordata; Mammalia; Carnivora; Canidae
Gene: CD86
Product: CD86 molecule
Biological process (GO): cellular response to lipopolysaccharide; negative regulation of T cell proliferation; T cell costimulation
Cellular component (GO): external side of plasma membrane
Source: RefSeq, a predicted model, not a curated record